This is a messenger RNA of Candidozyma haemuli, 1140 nucleotides long. RefSeq names its product asparaginase. Bases 1 to 1140 code for a protein of 379 amino acids. The record is from RefSeq and is a predicted model, not a curated record. The transcript has a single exon. Gene Ontology annotation, molecular function: asparaginase activity. NCBI's taxonomy places the organism in Eukaryota, Fungi, Ascomycota, Pichiomycetes, Serinales, Metschnikowiaceae.
AUGACACUUCCAUCUUCGGGGCCAGACCUCUUUGAUAUUCAAGAGGAUGUUAGAGAUGAAGACCAUCCUGUGUUCCAUGUCAAAUACAGGCUGAACUCUUCUGGUACACUCGAAUCUUUUGAUAAUACUGUACCAGAGAGACUUCCAGUGAUCAAGGUUUUGGGAACUGGAGGAACCAUUGCCAGUAAAGGCUCUACUGCUUUUCAAACUGCUGGUUACCAUGUCGACUUGACCAUCGAGCAUCUUAUUGCCAGUAUUCCUGACCUUACACAUACUUGUGAAUUGCAUUUCGAGCAAGUGUUUAACCUUGACUCCAAGGAGAUCACCACAAGUGACCUUUUGAAACUCAAGGCUAGAACACAAGUUGCUUUGGACAACCACGAUGGUGUGGUUAUCACUCACGGUACUGAUUCCUGCGAGGAAACAUCGUUCUUUUUGGAUGCAACUUUAGACUUUCAAGAUAAGCCUGUGGUUAUUUGCGGCUCUAUGAGACCAUCUACCUCCGUUUCCGCUGAUGGCCCAUCCAACUUGUACCAGGCUUGUGUAGUUGCUGCCAAUAAGCAAAGUCGUGGUCGUGGUGUCCUAGUGACCCUCAAUGAUAAAAUUGGGUCUGGUUAUUACAUCACCAAGAGCGAUGCCAAUUCCUUAGACUCUUUCAAGUCCUUGGGUCACGGAUACUUGGGAAACUUUGUGAACAACGAAGUCCAUUACUACUACCCUAGCUCCAUUCCAACCGGCAGAAUCUCUUUUAAAACUUCGGUUUUUGGGGAUACUAUGCCUGAGGUUAUCGUGUUAUACGCUCAUCAGAGCUUCAACAACGAGUUAAUCACGCUAGCAGUCGAGAGAAUGAAGGUUGCCGGUAUUGUAAUGGCUACCAUGGGAGCUGGAUCUCUUCCUGAUAAGACCAACGAGAUAUUGGGUGACUUGUCGCUGACAUACGGUAUCCCCGUUAUCUACUCGAAGAGAUCCAUGGAUGGUAUGGUUCCUCGUGGAUCAAUGCCAAAGGAGAACAACACUUACUUGAUUGCAGGUGGUUAUCUUAACCCACAAAAGAGUAGAAUCCUUCUCCAGCUUUGUCUCAAUGGUGGAAUGGAUAUCAAGAGAAUUCGUAAAGUCUUCGCCGGUGUGUAUGGCGGAUAA